UCGCUGGUUUUCGCAGCGCGAGCUUCGCUGUCAUGGCUCGCACGAAGCAGACGGCGCGCAAGUCGACGGGCGGCAAGGCCCCGCGCAAGCAGCUGGCCACCAAGGCGGCCCGCAAGAGCGCGCCGGCCACCGGCGGCGUCAAGAAGCCGCACCGCUACCGGCCCGGCACGGUGGCCCUGCGCGAGAUCCGCCGCUACCAGAAGUCCACCGAGCUGCUGAUCCGCAAGCUGCCGUUCCAGCGGCUGGUGCGCGAGAUCGCGCAGGACUUCAAGACCGACCUGCGCUUCCAGAGCUCGGCCGUGAUGGCGCUGCAGGAGGCGUGCGAGGCCUACCUGGUGGGGCUCUUCGAGGACACCAACCUGUGCGCCAUCCACGCCAAGCGCGUCACCAUCAUGCCCAAGGACAUCCAGCUGGCGCGCCGCAUCCGCGGGGAACGGGCUACUCCAGAUGUAAAAAUAGAAAACCUUCAGGAAAGGAACUUUGCCACCAAGUCCAGCAAGAUUCAGCAUAGAUACGGUACCUCCCGCCCCAUCUCCUACAAUCCGGGAGUGGAGUUCGGUGCAACUUCGGUGUCUCCACUGCACGCGGGAGGACAACUUACUUGCACGUUGAAGUUCUUCCAUGAAGUUGAAGGAUUUGAGUCGUCCAGGUUCCCAGGACGUGGCGGGACCGUAAGCACCGCCCCUCGCAUUGAUGCUGACAACUCGGGCUGGGCUCGGUCGGAGACCUCACCGGGCGGAUACUGUGGGUCGGCGGUGUUCCCAAACAGGUCCGACAGAGGAGUAUAUAAACUACCUCGGCGAGUAGUUGUGUUUGUCUGUUCCGGAAACAUGUCUGGACGCGGCAAGGGCGGGAAGGGCCUGGGCAAGGGGGGCGCCAAGCGCCACCGCAAGGUGCUGCGCGACAACAUCCAGGGCAUCACCAAGCCCGCCAUCCGGCGGCUGGCCCGGCGCGGCGGCGUCAAGCGCAUCUCCGGCCUCAUCUACGAGGAGACCCGCGGGGUGCUCAAGGUGUUCCUGGAGAACGUGAUCCGGGACGCCGUCACCUACACGGAGCACGCCAAGCGCAAGACGGUCACGGCCAUGGACGUGGUGUACGCGCUCAAGCGCCAGGGCCGCACCCUCUACGGCUUCGGGGCUGAGCGCCGUACCAUGAGUGCCCUUAGUCUAGCCCUAGUUGUCAUGGCUCGCACGAAGCAGACGGCGCGCAAGUCGACGGGCGGCAAGGCCCCGCGCAAGCAGCUGGCCACCAAGGCGGCCCGCAAGAGCGCGCCGGCCACCGGCGGCGUCAAGAAGCCGCACCGCUACCGGCCCGGCACGGUGGCCCUGCGCGAGAUCCGCCGCUACCAGAAGUCCACCGAGCUGCUGAUCCGCAAGCUGCCGUUCCAGCGGCUGGUGCGCGAGAUCGCGCAGGACUUCAAGACCGACCUGCGCUUCCAGAGCUCGGCCGUGAUGGCGCUGCAGGAGGCGUGCGAGGCCUACCUGGUGGGGCUCUUCGAGGACACCAACCUGUGCGCCAUCCACGCCAAGCGCGUCACCAUCAUGCCUAAGGACAUCCAGCUGGCGCGCCGCAUCCGUGGGGAACGGGCAUAAAGCUUUGUAGCGUUCUCCGUGCACCCUAUCCCAAAGGCUCUUUUCAGAGCCCCUC
Messenger RNA from Leopardus geoffroyi (Geoffroy's cat), 1647 nucleotides. RefSeq lists its product as uncharacterized. The record is from RefSeq and is a predicted model, not a curated record. Lineage: Eukaryota; Metazoa; Chordata; Mammalia; Carnivora; Felidae. Gene Ontology annotation, cellular component: nucleosome. The coding region runs from base 33 to 1592 and encodes 519 amino acids. Gene Ontology annotation, molecular function: protein heterodimerization activity; DNA binding; structural constituent of chromatin. The transcript has 5 exons.